GACUAGCUGGCUGUGUGUGUGCCUAUAGCCCCCUCUCUCUCACUCUCACAUACACACAGCAUACACAUGCUCCCUCACUUCUACGCACACACGCAGAGCUGAUCAGUGCAGGCAGCGCAGAGCCUGGUAAUUGUAUUGCUCCCUCCAAGUGGAAGGAAGGACCGAGAGAGAGGAAGAUCAGAGAAAGAAGAGGAAAGGAGAGAGAGGAGAGAUAUAAAAAACUAAACUUUGAUUUUUUGUUUUUUGUUUUUUUUGUUUUUUUAAUUUCUUGCCAUUUCCCCUGAGGAGGUUGACAUGACAAUGACCCGGUAUCGCCGAUGGAUUCGGUAGGACACCCGUUAUCUGAGUGUUUUUUAAUGCACUCUGAACAAGAAAUGAACUUAUCGAAGGGGCCAUUGGUGAACAGCAGCAGUGAAGAUAACCCCAAGUCAUCUUUUGGUAAAUGCGGCGCUGGCGCCUGGAGGAUGCACCAGAGCUACGAUCCACUGGAGGCCAACCACAUGAGAGACGCACAUGCCCUCUACAACCCCAGGCUUCUCUGCAGAAUGUCCAGUAAGGAGCGCCACCUUGAGUCCAGUUGUCCGUCCUCUUAUAUAAAGACUGAGCCGUCUAGUCCUGCCUCCCUGACUGAUAGUCUAAACCAUCACUCUCCUGGUGGCUCCAGUGACGCCUCAGGUUCAUAUUCGUCCACAAUGAACGGUCACCCCAAUGGCUUAGACUCCCCAAGCCUUUAUGGCUCCAGCGCAGGGCCCCUAGGACCUGCUGGUGGCCCUGGGUCAAAGCGUUACGAGGACUGUUCAUCAACUAUUGGGGAAGAUUCACAAAUUAAGUGCGAAUACAUGUUGAAUUCCAUGCCCAAGAGGUUGUGUCUCGUGUGCGGGGACAUUGCAUCCGGGUACCACUACGGAGUGGCAUCCUGUGAGGCCUGCAAGGCCUUCUUCAAACGUACCAUCCAAGGCAACAUUGAGUACAGCUGUCCAGCCACCAAUGAGUGCGAGAUCACCAAGAGGAGACGCAAGUCGUGCCAGGCCUGCCGCUUCAUGAAGUGUCUGACUGUCGGCAUGCUGAGGGAGGGUAAGGGAAAAGGUGUUCGUCUGGACAGGGUUCGUGGUGGAAGGCAGAAGUAUAAACGCCGGAUAGAUGCAGACAACAGCCCGUACCUGAACCCGCAGCUGGCUCUACCCCCCAAGAAACCAUUUGCCUUUGGCUGCCUUGCAGAUAACAAAAUCGUCUCUCACCUGCUGGUGGCCGAGCCAGAGAAGAUUUAUGCCAUGCCUGACCCAACAGUACCAGACAGCGACAUCAAGGCCCUGACUACGCUGUGUGACUUGGCGGACAGAGAACUGGUGGUCAACAUUGGUUGGGCUAAACAUAUUCCAGGUUUUUCCACGCUGUCUCUGGCAGACCAGAUGAGUCUCCUACAGAGUGCAUGGAUGGAAAUCCUGAUCCUACGCGUUGUCUACCGUUCACUGCCCUUUGAAGACAAGUUGGUGUAUGCCGAGGACUACAUAAUGGAUGAGGACCAGUCAAAAUUAGCUGGACUUCUGGACCUGAACAAUGCCAUCCUUCAGCUGGUUAAGAAAUACAAAACUAUGAAACUAGAGAAGGAGGAAUUUGUCACUCUCAAGGCCAUUGCUUUGGCUAACUCAGACUCCAUGCAUAUUGAAGAUGUGGAUGCAGUGCAGAAGCUCCAGGAUGUUCUCCAUGAGGCUCUGCAGGACUAUGAGGCUUCCCAGCAUCAGGAGGAUCCCCGCCGGGCGGGCAAGCUGCUCAUGACCCUCCCCUUGCUUCGCCAGACCUCCACCAAGGCUGUGCAGCACUUCUACAGCAUCAAGCAGGAUGGCAAAGUCCCAAUGCACAAACUAUUCUUGGAGCUGCUGGAAGCCAAGGUCUGAGAACAGGGAUUAGAUGGAAGGAUGACUUGAGUCUGAACCAGCUGGGCUUCAACUGGAACUAUGAACAGUAACUUUGAAUGACCUCUUGCUCUUUUACACACACUCUCACACACAUGCACACACAUACACACACACACACACACACACACACACACACACAGAAAUAUGAAGUUUGUCUGCUGACACAUCUCGCUAUAAAUAAAGAAGAUAUCCAAACCUUCUACCUGAACUCAAAACACCAUGUCUUUGACAAAAGGGUGUUGACUUGAUGAUCUUUUGGGGGAAAGAGGGUGACAGAUUGUGUAAUUCCCAUUUACCAACAGAAGAAGAGAUUUGCUAACAGUGGCUUAAAAGGUCCCACAGUGACUCCAAACACUGAUGAUGACAAAACACUUAUGCAGUUAAUAACAAUUGGGAUGUUAUUAAUGACAAACGCUUAAAUGAGGACACCUUUAAAAGAAACUGAAAAGUCUUCAUUUUAGUUCUGAGAGACUGUAAGACUGCACUCGUGUCUCCUUCCCCCUCCUAUUUCCCUCAGAGUUUUUUAGUGUUCAAGAAGACAACGAGUGGAAAAGAUGAACACUUAGGAGGUAUUAAUGACAUUUUCCUUGUACAUGUACAAUGAAAUUUGAAUCAAUGGACAGAAAGAAAAGAAGAGGAGAUUUGCCCUGCCAAAGAAUGGAAUCAUCCAUUCAGAGGAUGCCAGCAAACUUUACUGUCAUAACCCAAAACUGUUUCUGUUUUGAUGUGCCAGUGGUUUUCAGUCCUGGGCCUCAAGAGUAUCGCUGGUUCUCUCUUCCAACAAUUAUUUCAUUUUUUUUCCUGGGUAUUAUCAAAACCAGCAGGGCUUAGGGUUUUAAGGAACAGGAUUGGAAACAACUGCUUUAAACUCUUUCUGGUUCUCCCUAAAUUCAAUUCCUGGUUUCCCAUGACUCCCCUACUUCAACUGUACCUUUACUGUUUGCUGUAUUUGCUAAGGAUUCGCCAUCCUGGCCUCUCAGACCUGUCAGUUUUGCCAUAGUAUCAAUGUCUGUACACUUGGCAAAGCUUAAAAUGGUUUCAGAUAUUCUAACCACAUGAGGUGUGACUGAUUGACAGAGUUCAUAAGUAGAAAUAUGACUUCUUACUUACUAACAGCAAAAUAAGACUCGAUCUAUACUGUCAAGACUGCAACCAUGCUUGGCUAACAAACAGAUGUGGGCUGAGUUCACAUUCUGCGUUAUACUGUAUAUAUUCUGUCAAAAACGCCUCUUGUGUUCAGAUUUGUAUUUGAACCAUUUUUAGCAGUUUUGUGGCCCCGAUUUGCAGCUCUUCACAUACCAAUCAGUAGGGAUUAAAGUCUGUCAAUGUGCCAUUAGGAGUAGUCCAACCCAUGCUCAUUAGCCAAUUUCCAAAACCUCCAAAUUUCACCUUUGUAUUACCCUCUUUGCCCUGUUGUGUUUGCAAUUUUCAGCUCAUCUCCUGCGUCAGUACAGAAAUAUUUUUGUGACUCAUUCAGGGAGCGUAGGGGGAGCCUCAGUCACUCGACGCAGUUUAAACCAGAAGGAAAGGUGUGCUGACAAAACUGACUGAAGAACAACUAUUGUUACUUUAAAUUUCCUCAAUUUUUUUUCUUAAUUUCUACUUUGAAAAUAAUCUUAGCGAUGAUACAGAUAUUAGGGUUGUAAAUAAUUGUCAUCCUGUAUAUGACAUAUAACAUGGCUUUGUUUUUGUUAUUAAUAUUGUCUUCUUAAAACUGAAUCAAUCAAUAUGUCUUUCCUUUUUUCUAUCAGCUUGACCACUUUCAGCAAUUAUCAUAUAUAUAUAAAUAUAACAAGUAAUAAUGUAUUAACAAAUCAGCGUUUAUCUUAGAAACUCUGAGCAAUAGUGGUUUUUAAAGGAGGGGUUUGUGCAUAUGGACUAAGUCUGCAAUAUUAACAUUACAUGCCAGUCUUAAAUUAGGGAGAAAGAGGAUGAGGAUUUGCAGGAGAAUGUGUAGCUUCUCCUUCUCUCUGUGUAACUUGCCAUAAGCUAUUAGAUAACAGUCACUGGGCAUUUCCUUUUAUGACAGUUAGGCAGAAAAAUAUGAAUCAGGAAUGUUGAGAUCAAAUGUUACUGGUGUUCUCACAUAAAAGCUGUGUAAAUGUGGUAACGGGGAGAACUAAAAACAAAAAAGAUCCAGCAUCCAGUUUGCAGUUAUCACUUUCUGAGGUUUGCACCUUCCAUGGUACCAGGCUCUUUUUGCAGUGACAUUUGAUCUGAUUGAAGUAGGACGAUGCUUCUAUUGAAACAAACUGUUAAAUAGUACACAACUUUCUCUCAUUUGCAACUUGAGGUGCAUUUCUUUUGGCCGUGUGACUGAGUGUGGGGACCAUAAGAAUAACUUGACUAAAUUUAAAAUCUGUGCUGAGGGGUAAUGGUGCUUGCAAAAAUCAAAAUGUCCUGUUACCUCACUGUCCCCUUUCCUGAAACACUUGAUUUAUUUUUUUAUUUUUUAUUUUUUUUGAGGAGUUGAAAUUGUUAAGGCUUUUAUCCUAUUCUACCACACACCAUCUGAAGUAGUACAAUUACCAUAUUGUGCAAUUAAAAUCAACUUCUGUAGAAAUUAAUCACGGGACAUUAAUUACCUCAGCUCAACUGUAGCUUUAACAGGCUUAAAAUAAUAAUUCACAUAAUUUGACACUGAUUUGUCAACAGCAGUACUGUUGCUUGUUAAAAUUCAGAUACUUUCUCCAGGAACAGAAAUUGGAAAAGCUGAGCUGACAGGCAGCCGUCUUACAUUUUAGAGUCAAAUGAAGAGACCCUGAUUUUGCGGUUACAGUAAAAUUGCAUUAUGUGUGGUUGAGUUAUUGCAGCUUUAACAGGUAAAAAGUUGAUGGAUUUUUUUUUAAAUAUAUAUAUGUAUUGAUGCACUUUCUAAAGCCGAGUGAGGAUGCCAAAAUGUGUAUUCCUGAUGACAGUGUAAUCUAAUAUAAAAUGGCAACUUGUCACAGCGGAGGAGUGCUGCAGUUUAAAUGUAGUUGAUCUCUAACUUCACACACUCAGUAUCAACCAUCAGUAUUAUUAGUAAGGGGUAUUUUCUCAGCCUUCUUAAACAUUGUAUAUUGUAAAUUAUGCAGAUUAUAAUUCUAACAUAAGACAUUUUAUUGGACACAAAAAUCAAGGAAAAAAAAGAAAAAAUGUAGUUCAACCUGUGUGUUUCAUGUUUGCUGUUUUUUCUAUCAAGAAAAAAAUCUCUCUUUAGUUCAUCUGUUUUUUCUUUUAGGUCUUUUUUUUUUAUGUUUGAACUUUUCCUCCUCUGUUGAGUCCUCUGAGGCGUUGCUGUGUACUUUUUCUUGUGGUGAUUCCCGUUCUUGUGCCGUGUGCUUCUUCUUUAGACAACACAGAGUAGAGUAGAGGCCAUGUUGUCUGUCUGUCUGUCGGAUCAGUCCGCUGGGGGUCUGGGCACCGGAUUCUCUCACAAUGAACCGAACCGUAUAUAAGGCUCUUCUUCUAGAAAUUUUACUAGACCACCAGGAUCAAAUUACAGUAUCCAUCUUUACCAAACUAUACAUAAAUAAUUAAAUAUUUAGUAUCUAAAUGAAGAAACACCUUAACAAGUAUUUAAAAAGGGAUCAUUUGUGUAACUUUCCUGUAGAUUGAACAGUAUAUUGUAUAUCUUUAGGUUAAAUAAAGCUGAAAUGAAAAGGACAUUUGAGUAUUUCAGAACUGUAGGUGACUCUUUUUUGAUAAACUCGCUGUACAUAACUGCCUUCCAUACAGCUCAGCUCAGUCAUUAUCUUUACUGUUUCAGCAGGUGAAAAGAGAAAAUACUAGGCAGAUUUUUUUUUUUUUGGCCCCGUUUCCUGGAAAAUAUCUUGCUUUACAAUAAACAGUGAAAGCUUUUUGUGGAUUGAUGGGAAAGAAAUGUUUUGGUUUUUUUUAAAUGCGGGUCGUGUUUAAUUUGCACUUGCUGCUUCUCUACGCCAUAUAUUCAUUACACUGUCGGGGACCUGGUUCUGCAAAAUUCAUAUUUAAACUCAACUUUUCCCCAACUUUAAAUAACAUGUGAUUGCUGUACCUGUUAAUACAAAUUUGUGGAUCCAUACGCUGUGAUACAAGCACCACGACUUCAAAUAUUCUAGUGUUCAUCCAAGGUUUUAACAGCUUUUGUAGAGGAUGAAUAUACAGGAGAAAAAAAAAGGUUUCACGGGUGAAUACAUAUUUUUAGGUCAAGCUUCCAAUUGCAUAAUGGAAUAUGUAUCUUGAUUGUAACUUAGGACAGUGUCCCACUGUAAAAGGGAUGGCAUUCAUUGCCGCCUGCUGUACAUUAUUCUACACACAACAUAUGGAAGAAAGGUGCUCUUUUCUUACUGUUAUUUUCUGUUACUGUUUUCUAUUACUAUUUAUUUAUUUGUCAGUUGCCCCAAAAUUGUGUGUACUCCUGAAACGAUUCACCAAGAAAGAUGUGUGACUUGUCAAGUGAUCAGUGCAGAGCUGAAUCUGGUUAAUAGCCGUGUUUGACAUUGGAACUGAAAAUGGUUCACAACGAUGCCACUUUAUUUUUGCUCACUGCUGUCAUUUCAGAUGACUAUAAAGCUGAAUUUGGCCAGCAAAAAUCUGGAAAGGAGAUUGUAUGUUUCUUUCAGAGGUUUUGAUGUAACCUGCUGCUCAUAGCCGCAAUAUUAUUUAAAUGCACAUUUUUUUUCUUGUUAAAAAGCAAUAUUUUGAAGACUGUACAAUGAUGAGGCAAGUGUUGCACAUGUUUCUGUUGGAUCAUUGAUCCGAAUACUAAAAUAAUCUCUUGGAAUGAUUCUGUCUUUAGUGUACAAAACUAAAGGAAAGGCAAAUGAAGGAUUGUGUGGGUUUUUGCAGAGCCCCUGAUGCAAAUAGUUUGAGCUGUUUUCACUUAGGGCAUCAUGUUAUUCCUAUAAUUUGGAUCAAUUAGCUGCAAACUCUUCAUGUAACAGUAGUUUAGCUGGAACAGAACGAUGGCUUAUUGAGCCUCAGUAACAAAGCAGGUUUGUCCACUUUCCAUGGCUGCCCCUGAAAACUGCUAAGGCCAAGCAGUGUUUAUCUACAGCUCUACAGUGUAUGGUUAUUUAGUUGUAGUUAAUCCCCAGGUGUGACUGCCACCUGUGCUGCAGCUUACCUUGCAGCCUGAAUUUGCAAAUAUGAAGAAUAUAUUUAAGAAAGGGAGAAAGUUUGGGAACACUUGGAUAAAAGGCAUAAUUAAGGACAAAAAGACCCUUGAGUGGGGAAGAAGAGUUGAUGAAAGACGUCCCUGUAGUGUUAUUAAAAACAUGUCUGUAGGUUUUUAGAUGUGCUUCACAUCAGUAAAUGAGAAAAAAAAAAAAGAAACAAUUACCUGUAUAUUUUUGUGAUGUGUAUCAUACAAGUGUGCUCAAACAAUAAUGUCCAUUCGUGUAAAUGUAUUUAUUUCACAUUGUAUAUAUGUUCAAUGCAAAAGAGAGACCUAUGAUUCUGUAACUUAAACUACUAUGGGUUAAAACAUUACAUGUGUUACUCCAGACUAUGCCUUUCAGGAUUAUUACAGUAGAGCAAUAUCAAUUAAAAACCAGGCUUCCAGUUUUGAAA
Molecule: messenger RNA, 7451 nt
Organism: Archocentrus centrarchus (flier cichlid)
Lineage: Eukaryota; Metazoa; Chordata; Actinopteri; Cichliformes; Cichlidae
Gene: esrrga
Product: estrogen-related receptor gamma a
Exons: 9
Coding region: 318-1895 (525 amino acids)
Biological process (GO): regulation of DNA-templated transcription
Cellular component (GO): nucleus
Molecular function (GO): zinc ion binding; sequence-specific DNA binding; steroid binding
Source: RefSeq, a predicted model, not a curated record